AUGGCGACACUCUUCAUGCCGUUGAGCCUCUGCAGCAACCGAAGCGCCGUCCUUAAUCUGGCAGCUAGUGGAGCAUCUUCGUCGGCAAUUGGCAAAGUCGCCCGUAUCAAUGUCAAUGAUAUUGUUUCGCGAAAUAUCACGAUGGUGCUGGAGAAUCUUCUUAUGAACUACGAGAACAGCCAACUGCCCACUCAUGGAAAAGGAAUACCUACAGUAGUAAAGACGAAUAUUUAUAUACGCAGUAUGGGCCCCAUAUCGGAACUCGACAUGGAUUAUUCAAUGGACUGUUAUUUUCGCCAAUACUGGCGCGACUCUCGACUCAGCUUCUUGGGCCCAAUAAAGUCACUAAGCCUUAGCAUCAAGAUGCUCGAGAGGAUUUGGCGACCGGAUACUUACUUUUACAAUGGGAAACACAGCUACGUGCACACCAUCACCGUACCCAACAAAUUACUAAGGAUAACUCAAGAGGGCGAUAUUCUCUACUCCAUGAGACUGACCAUCAAGGCGAAGUGUACGAUGGAUCUGAGGAAUUUCCCGAUGGACCGACAGUCUUGCCCCCUGAUUCUCGGAAGCUACGCCUACACUUCCGGCCAGUUGGUAUACGAGUGGCAGGACAACUCGAGCGUCAACUUCGUGCCGGGCAUGGCGCUGUCUCAGUUCGACCUCAUGGGAUAUCCUUAUCGGAACCUCACCUUCGUAAGGCGCGAGGGCGAAUUCUCGGUGCUCCAAGUGUCCUUCAAUUUGCAGCGACACACCGGAUACUUCUUGAUUCAAGUGUACGUCCCGUGUGUCCUGAUAGUGGUGCUCAGCUGGGUAUCAUUUUGGAUUCAUCGCGAGGCUACGAGCGAUCGCGUCGGCUUAGGAAUCACCACCGUCCUCACGCUCUCGACAAUUAACUUGGAUUCGAGGAAAGACCUUCCCAAAGUCAAGUACGCCACGGCUUUGGAUUGGUUUCUCCUUAUGAGCUUCGGCUACUGUAUCGCCACCCUUUUGGAAUUCGCCGGCGUGCAUUACUUCACUAAGGUCGGCAGCGGCGAGUUUCCACUCGACGAGGGGUUCAUCGAAGAGGAGGUAGAGGAGGACAAGGAGAGCGAGUGGGAGGACGUCGGACAAGACGUGCCGGAGGAGCUCGAGAAAGACGAUUUCCGCACGAUCGGCGAGCCCGCGGCCACCUGUCCCCAGCAGGUGAUGCAACCGGCCAACGGCAGCGGGGCAGUCGAUGUUACAACGAGCGCCACCUCCAGACGACGCAGUCCUUCCCUCUUUUGCGCCCUUUACAAUGAUCAAGUAUACAGUCUGCCAGAGCCACGACGUUCGAUAACCAUCACCGUAAGUAGCAAACCAUCGACAAUGGAGAGGCAGACGCAGACGGAGGUUUGGCUACCAAAAUGGCGACAAUUUCUCUAUUGCCUGAUGGGCGACAUGGCAUUCAGGAAGCGGCGCCAGAUGGAAGCCGCGGAUGGGUGUCGGAAGCAGGGAGAGAGAGUCGAGCGAUACAUAAACAGCGUCUCCCACAUCGACAUAGUGGCGCGAAUCGUCUUUCCUGCCUCCUUCACGAUCCUCAUCGUCUGCUACUGGAUGGUCUACGUCACUUACCAGGAGGAGUUCAAGUGGCAAGACCCACCGAUGGGCUCGGCGUCUCAUCGAUAA
Molecule: messenger RNA, 1650 nt
Organism: Ceratosolen solmsi marchali
Lineage: Eukaryota; Metazoa; Arthropoda; Insecta; Hymenoptera; Agaonidae
Product: gamma-aminobutyric acid receptor alpha-like
Exons: 10
Coding region: 1-1650 (549 amino acids)
Biological process (GO): monoatomic ion transmembrane transport
Cellular component (GO): membrane
Molecular function (GO): extracellular ligand-gated monoatomic ion channel activity; GABA-A receptor activity
Source: RefSeq, a predicted model, not a curated record